CCUUUUUACGUCAGCACGUGUGCGGCAGUAGCGGCGGCAGGCUGCAAGCAGUAGUCAUCUUCGGGCGUCUGUCCAGUACGUGAGGAUCUGCAUGCUCGCUGCGUGCAGGAACAACCACCGGAGCGAGGAGGAGGAGGUGCGGGGGUACGCGUUGUUUUCCGCCCCGAAAAGACACCGUCUCCCGGAGAGCUGAGCGUCGAGCGAUGAGGGCGGCCGUGUGGCUCCAUGGCGGAGAAGUAGGAGGAGGUCAGGGUUUCAUUUUGGAGAUCUGACGCUGCGCGGUCUGAGCUAUAAACGUCUCGCGGACAUAAAGGAGAAGGUGCCCCUUUUUGUGCCCACGCACGCUCCACAGAAGUGGGGUGCUGACCCAAAGGAAGUAUGAUUUUCAAGAACAUUUACCCGAGAACUUGCAGAGCGUGGCUGUCUCUGGUUUCCCCGAGGCAGGAGCCGUGUUUCUACUCCACCGUGCCCCCCCAGCCGGUGCCCCCCCUGGCCCAGACCCUGCAGGGCUAUCUGAGGGCCCUGGAGCCCCUGCUGCCCCCGGAGGAGCUCAACCACACCCGCAGGAUGGUGCAGGAGUUCGGGAGGCCCGGAGGGCUGGGACCGCAGCUGCAGGAGGGGCUGGAGAGGAGAGCCAGGCACACCAAGAACUGGAUCACAGACUGGUGGGUGCAGUGGGCGUACCUGGAGAGCCGGCAGCCUCUGGCGGUGCACUCCAACCCAGCCAUCUCUCUGCCCCGCAGGGACUAUAACGACUGGAGGAGCCAGCUGCUGUUUGCAUCCAAAUUGAUAGCAGCUGUUCUGGACUUCAGAGCCAAAAUGCAAAAUGGGCAGCUGCCAGUCGAGUACAUGCGAGGGAAGCCUCUGUGUAUGGAGCUAUACCCGCUCCUCUUCUCCUCCUGCAGGAUUCCCGGACCAAAACACGACUAUGUCGCUCACUGCGGCAACUCCAGGCGCUCACCAACACACAUCACAGUGGUCAGGAACUACCAGUUCUUCCAGCUGGAGGUUUACAACAGCGACGGCUCACGGAUGACUGAAAGUCAGAUUCACAGUCAGCUGCACAGAAUCAGGUCUCAGUCCUGGAAGACCGACAAGGAGCCUAUGGGCAUCCUGACUAGCGAGCACCGCCACACGUGGGGGGAGGCGUACAACCGUCUGCUGAGAGACAAACUCAACCAAGAGUCGGUGCGGAUGAUAGAGACGGGACUUUUCUCCCUGUGCUUGGAUUCUCCUGUCAUGAGGAUAUCUGAUGAGAAGUACGCCAGCCGUAAAGCGGCUCAGAUUCUGCAUGGAGGCGGAACGUACUCCAACAGCGGGAACCGUUGGUUUGACAAAACACUGCAGUUUGUGGUAGGCGAGGACGGCUCAUGGGGCCUCCUGUACGAACAGGCCACAGCCGAGGGCCCGCCCAUAACAAACCUGCUGCACCAUAUACUGGAGUACUGUGAGAAACCCGACCCGAAGAGAGCUCCGCUCGUUCCUCUCCCGAUGCCCAAGAAGCUCUAUUUCCACAUAGACCGAGACAUCAAGAGGGACAUAGAGCAGGCCAAGCAGAACUUGGACAUACUAAUCAAUGACCUCGACGUGCACGUGUUCAACUUCAAAAGGUUUGGCAAAGAGCUUCCCAAGGAGCAUAGCAUGAGUCCAAACUCCUUCAUCCAGGUUGCUCUGCAGCUCUCCUACUACAGAGUUCACAACGAGGUGUGUCCUGCCUGCGACAUCGCCUCACAGAGGAUGUUUCGAGGUGGAAGGACCGAGUACAUCCGCUCGCCGACCAAUCAGGCGCUCAAGUUCAUCCUGGCCUUCGAUGAUCAGUCUGUAUCGAGAGAAGCAAAGCUGCAGCUCCUCAGAGAAGCAGUGGAUGCUUAUUCUGAGCUGACUGCGCAGGCUCUGAGAGGACAUGGUAUUGAUCGCCACCUGCUGGGGCUCAAGCUGCAGGCCAUCGAGGAAGGACUCAGCAUUCCCAAAAUCUUCAUGGACACAGCUUACGGCGUGGCGACGCACUGGAAGCUGCGGACAGGACAGGUGCCUGCGAACACAGACAGCGUGAUGUGUUUCGGGCCCCUCGUUCCGGACGGUUACGCCGUGUGUUACAACCCCCAGGCGGACCACGUCCACUUCUCCGUCACCGCCUUCAACUGCUGCGAGGAGACCAACGCAGAGACAAUGGCUCGCACCGUGAAGGAAACCUUGUGCGAUCUGCAGGAGCUGCUGCAGCCUACUGUGUAGAGCUGCUGCGCCAAACAUAACGAACCCUCCUUCAAUAAGGAAAACAAUGCUUUCUUAAUGUUUUCUAUGAGGCUUGUGCUCAUUUAUGCUUCCAUUUACACUUUUAUCAGAGCCUGAAGGCUGAACUCUGUGGCUCUGCAGUGCUUUUGAUACUAUUUUUUACUGUAAAUCUUUCUUUCAGUAUAAAAAUCGGUGUAAUUAAAAUCGGGCUUCAGUUGUGAAAGCAAAAAUAGCUACCUGACACUCCAGCAAUAACCAAAGCAUUAAAUCACUGCACUCCUCUUUUUAUGAGUCAGGAGCCGACCAGCAGCCUUCCUGGUACUUUCUGACACACAGUUUGCUCUGUCAGCAAAGUUAAUUGGACGAUUUGCUUUUUUGUAGGGUAAUGAGUGUUUAAAAUGGACCAAAGGAGGUUAAUAUAAAAGUGAACAGUGAUAGAAGUGAAGGUGAUUCUUUGCGUCGGGGUUCAAAAUGUACGAAGCCCGUUCUGCGAAGCAGGAUGUCCGUCUUAUCAGGGAAACCCAAGGUUCUGUUCAGGAUUUUUUUUUUUUAACCACCUGGGUAAAACCUGAUCAAUAGACGUGAAAGCUCUGACUUGGAACCAGUUAGUCACAGUUCCUGUUUUACACGUGUUUCAAGAAUGGCUCUGCCUGUAGGUAGGGGCGAGUUUAGGUGAGCAGCCAUUUUCAUGUAGCCGUUUUCUGAUUUUUUUCUAAAGAUUUUUGCCUUGCUUCAAAACCCAUUUUCUCUUGCCUUUCCCAUCUUAAAGAGUCGGUAAAUAGAUGGGCUUCUGUGUCGCUGCGUCUUAUUGACACACCACGGAAACCCAAAGUCAAGUAUGACUGAUUAAAGGUUCCUAGAAGAGCUGAUCAGCUAAAAACGUAAACGAGUAGAUGCAGAAAUUCUUCUCGUGUGUCUUAUAGGAAUUGUUGCCGUUUAAACCCGGGAUUUGAUUCACUAAGAUAACUAGCGUCACAAGGUCUUUAAGCGUGAUCUCCAUUGUUUGGAUUAGUCAAACGUAACCUGCGUUUGUUGAACCUGCUUUGUAGGUACCGGUCCCUUUAUCUUUCUGGUGUAUUUUGAAUGUUGAGGUUUGCCCACUCGGAUGGCUCUGUAAGUGUUUUGUUUAAACCUGCAGGACUCCUUAAUAAAAAAACAUAAAGGGUGUGAUCAUUUGA
This is a messenger RNA of Fundulus heteroclitus (mummichog), 3410 nucleotides long. It is a transcript of the gene cratb, whose product is annotated as carnitine O-acetyltransferase b. The coding region runs from base 379 to 2232 and encodes 617 amino acids. Lineage: Eukaryota; Metazoa; Chordata; Actinopteri; Cyprinodontiformes; Fundulidae. The transcript is spliced from 15 exons. Gene Ontology annotation, biological process: carnitine metabolic process, CoA-linked. Gene Ontology annotation, molecular function: carnitine O-acetyltransferase activity. Gene Ontology annotation, cellular component: peroxisome. The record is from RefSeq and is a predicted model, not a curated record.